Molecule: messenger RNA, 1992 nt
Organism: Silurus meridionalis
Lineage: Eukaryota; Metazoa; Chordata; Actinopteri; Siluriformes; Siluridae
Gene: gtf2f1
Product: general transcription factor IIF, polypeptide 1
Exons: 14
Coding region: 161-1795 (544 amino acids)
Biological process (GO): transcription initiation at RNA polymerase II promoter; positive regulation of transcription elongation by RNA polymerase II
Cellular component (GO): transcription factor TFIIF complex; nucleus
Molecular function (GO): DNA binding; RNA polymerase II general transcription initiation factor activity; TFIIF-class transcription factor complex binding
Source: RefSeq, a predicted model, not a curated record
GGGCAGUCUCAAGCACACAGGAGAACACAGGGGCACACAGGCACACUCGGAGUCGCAGUGAGAAGAAUAGCUGCUGUGUGUGUGUGUAUAAAGGAUUUACCGCCUGCUUUCUGGUUUUCUCUGUUAGUUGGAAGAGACAGGAGGACAUCAGACUGCAGUUAUGGCGUCUCUGGCGCACAACAGCACAACUGAAUACACCGUCAGAGUCCCCAAGAACACCAGUAAGAGGUACAGCAUCAUGGCCUUUAAUGCUGGAGAUAAAGUGAACUGUUCUACAUGGACUCAGGCUCGGAUGGAGCGGGAUCUGAGUAACAGGAGGAUGUAUGGUGAGGAGGAGGUUCCUGAAGGAGCUGCUGGCAGUGAGUUUGGGAAGAAGCAGAGGGAGGAGGCUCGUAGGAAGAAGUUUGGGAUUGUAACCCGAGAGUUUAAGGUGGAGGACCAACCCUGGCUCCUCAAAGUCAAUGGAAAAGCAGGGAGAAGAUUUAAAGGGCAGAAGAAAGGCGGAGUGACGGAGAACGCUUCCUACUACAUUUUCACGCAGUGCGCUGACGGAGCCUUCGAGGCGUUUCCUGUUCACGCCUGGUACAACUUCACCCCAGUGGCAAAACACCGCACGCUCACCGCCGAGGAGGCCGAGGAGGAGUGGGGCAGGAGAAAUAAAGUGGUGAAUCACUUCAGCAUCAUGCUGCAGCGGCGGCUGAAGGAGCAGGAACAUGGCGAGGAAGAGGAGGAGGAAGGAGAAAAGGGAGCGAAGAAGAAGAAGAAGAAGAAGAAAGGUGGCCAGGGAGGAGACCUGCGUAUUCAUGACUUGGAUGAAGAUCUAGAGUUGAGCAGUGACAACAGUGAGAGCAGUGCAGGAGAAGAUGGAGAAGGACGUUCAAAGAGCAAGAAGGAGAACAACUCAAAAGCCAAGGGGAAAAAGAAAAAGAAAAAGAAGGGUAGUGAUGCAGAGGGACAUGAGGACAGCGAUGAUGGAGACUUUGAAGGUCUGGAGGUGGAUUACAUGUCGGAUGAGAGCAGUUCUGAGGAGGACGAGCCGGAGAAGGUGAAGCCCAGUAAAGGAGAGGACGUUCCUAAAGGAAUCGACGAAGCGUCAGAGAGCGAGGAGGAGAGCGAGGAGGAGAACAAGAAUGAGGAUGAGGCCAAAGAGGAGGAGGAGGAGGAAGAGGGCAAGAAAACACCUGUACAGGUUGAGAAGAAAAAGAAGAAAGACAGCAGCGGUGAGUCUGAGAGCUCCGAGGACAGCGACAUCGAGGGAGAGACGGCGUCUGCGCUUUUCAUGGCGAGUCCUGAUGCUUCCCUUCUUUGUCUUGUGCAGAAGAAGCGUACUCCUCCUAAACGAGGAGGCCGAGGAUCUGCUGGAAGUUCUAGAGCAGGAAGUCGUCCUGGAACUCCUUCCAUCGACCACGCAGCCACGUCCAACACACUCCGUGCUGCUGCUAGCAAACUGGAGCAAGGUAAGCGUCAAGCGGCGACGUCCAGCUCAGAAACUCCAGCUGCCAAGAGGCUGAAGAUGGAACCCACAUCUCAGAGUCCAUCAGGGAAGAGCACUCCACAACCAGCAUCAGGGAAAUCCACACCCAGCUCCAGUGACGUGCAGCUGACUGAGGAAGCAGUGAGACGUUAUCUGAUCCGGAAGCCCAUGACCACUAAAGACCUGCUGAAGAAGUUCCAGACCAAGCGCACAGGACUGAGCAGUGAGCAGACGGUCAAUGUCCUUGCACAGAUCCUCAAGAAGCUCAACCCAGAGAGGAAGAACAUCAACGACAAGAUGCACUUCUACCUCACUGAGUAGAGAGAGGAGGUUCUGCAGGAGGCGUGGCUAAGCACGGUGCUCUUCACCCUUCCUGUGGUGUGAUUGGGUUGUGAGGAGGUGGGCGGGGCCAUGUGAUGCAGCUGUAAAUACAGUGCUUUAUAAAAGAAACCAGUCAUUUUAACGAGUUAAUUUGGAUUAAAAACUAAAGUGAUGAAUAAAAGUUUGUGUUCUAAAAA